UGCAGCUGAAUGAGCAGGCAUCUGUGAUCGUGGAUAUACCCUGAACACUCAGAAAGAAGUGAUCUGCAGAUUUCUAAAGGACUGGAGGAGCAGAAGACUUUUUGGAAGUUCUGACUGGAUUUACCAAUGCACGAGUCAUGACUCUGUUCAUUUUUUCACCUGUUCCGCUGGCUGCGUAGUAGCUCUCCACAAGUCUAAUUUCAAUCCCAAGCAAUUUACAAAACAACAGUGCCAACAACAUGCAGAAGCAAGUGGAGGUCAGGAUGGACGAGAGCCAUCUGGAGCCCGUAGUGGACACUCCUGAGAGUGCAUGUGGCGGUUUCUGUGACAAGAUCAUGAGGAACAUGGUUCUCACUCUCACAAUCCUCGGUGUGUUUCUGGGUUCCAUCGCUGGAAUGCUGCUGCGGCACAUAUCUCCCCUCCCUCCCGAUGUUAUUAUGAUCAUCGCCUUCCCAGGGGAGAUCCUAAUGAGGAUGCUGAAGAUGCUUAUUUUGCCUCUCAUUGUUUCCAGUCUGGUCACAGGACUAGCCGGUUUGGAUGCCAAAUCCAGCGGCCGCUUAGGGACCAGGGCCAUGGUGUACUACAUGUCGACAACGGUGAUUGCAGCCGUCCUGGGAGUGAUCCUGGUGCUGCUCAUCCAUCCCGGGAACCCCAAGCUGAGGGCUAAUCUCGGGCAGGGAAAGAAGAACGACGAGGUUUCCAGCGUAGACGCUUUCUUUGACCUCAUCCGAAAUCUUUUCCCGGAAAACUUGGUGCAGGCCUGCUUCCAGCAGGUAGGAGUCUCACAGAGAGUUUUCACCCACCAAAUAAAGUCUAAUUCAUAUGUCAGUCGCUCCAGCUGUUUGUUGUUUUCUUUGCCUCUUGUCCAGAUCCAAACAGUGACCACCAAAGUACCAGUGCCCACUAACAGGACCAAGGCACCCCCACAAUUCACAGUGAAAAGGUCACUUCAGUUCAAGAGUGGGAUGAAUGUCCUGGGUUUGAUCGGAUUCUUUGUCGCUUUUGGAGUUAUUAUGGGGAAAAUGGGAGAAAAGGCCAAGCUGAUGUUGGAGUUUUUCAACGUCCUGAAUGAGAUUGUUAUGAAGCUUGUUAGCGCAAUCAUGUGGUACUCCCCUGUUGGUAUUGCCUGCCUCAUCUGUGGAAAGAUCAUCUCCAUUGCUGAUUUGGAGGUGGUUGCGAGGCAGCUGGGGAUGUACAUGAUCACUGUGAUAGUGGGCCUCAUCAUCCAUGGAGGCAUCUUCCUUCCGCUGAUAUAUUUUGUGGUCGUAAAAGAAAACCCCUUCAAGUUCUUCAUGGGUAUAUUCCAGGCUUGGGUGACAGCACUUGGAACGGCGUCCAGUGCCGGUACCCUGCCUGUCACGUUCAGAUGCUUAGAGGACAACCUGGGCAUCGACAAGAGAGUAACGCGAUUUGUCCUCCCGGUGGGAGCCACCAUCAACAUGGACGGCACGGCGCUUUAUGAGGCUGUGGCUGCCAUCUUCAUCGCUCAGAUGAAUGGGAUUGAGCUUGACUGGGGCCAAAUUGUUACCGUCAGCAUGACAGCCACCCUGGCCAGCGUUGGAGCAGCCAGCAUCCCCAGUGCUGGACUUGUGACCAUGCUUCUGAUACUCACGGCGGUGGGGCUGCCCACGCAGGACAUCAGCCUCCUGGUCGCGGUCGACUGGCUGCUGGAUCGUUUCCGCACCUCAGUCAACGUGGUUGGGGACUCCUAUGGAGCAGGUAUUGUUUACCACCUUUCUAAAGAUGAGCUUGACUCAUUCGACGCCCAACAGACCCGGAUGGAUGACUUUGAGAUGGCAAAGACACAAUCCUUCUUUGAAAAUAACAGCAACCAGAAUGUAUACACUCACCACAACUCAAUCUUGAUAGACGACUGCAAGGUACAUUUCACGUUAACGGACAUAGAGACUUGUAUGUAGAGAAUCCUCCCCAGCUCUGUCUAUGUGUUUGUCUUUUUUGUGUUUGUGUUUUUUCUCUAUGUGACUUCCUAUAUUGGUGUAUUUGUGACUGUGUGUAUAGUAAAUGUCAUAUGAAAAAGCAGUUUUUGUGAUACCAGGUUCAUGAAAAGCAAAGUUUGUUCUUUUUUUAAUGUUAUACAUUUGUUUUUUUUAUCCUCUUCAAAAACUCUGUUUUUCCCUUAUAAAAUCCAAAUGAAAGUGUUUAUUUCUAAGCAUCAAUCAUACAGAAAGCUUUGUCUUGUACACGAUUAUAUUUGAUUUGUAUUUUGUUGUGGUAUGUCUUGAUUUCAUUAAGAGACUGUUUUUUUUUUUUUUCUUUUUCUUUUGUCUACUUAAUUGGACAUGUAUUUGUGGCAGCCCUGACCAAGUUACAGUUUUCAAUCAUUGGCCAUCUUUUCAAAGAGUUUUUGUAGCUAGUGGUAUGCAUAAAGACUGCUGUUUCACCGUGUUUCAUCCAAAGUGAUGCAUAAAUUCAUGAAAUGCCAAGCUCAGAUCCUUUCCUAUCUAUAUUGUAGCUAGUUUUCUGAUCAAACAGAAUUUCAAAGAAUUCCACACGUAAAAUUUUUGUUGAUAUUCCAUUGCCUGUAUAAUGCAACUUUUUGUCUGAUUUGUCUUAUGCUAUAGUUGCAUUGUGAUCAUUUUGAUAACUGAUCAGUAUUGUAAUUCGGUUUGGCAGAGAAUUCAUAAAAU
Xiphias gladius (swordfish) is the source of this 2648-nucleotide messenger RNA. RefSeq names its product excitatory amino acid transporter 2-like. The record is from RefSeq and is a predicted model, not a curated record. Gene Ontology annotation, biological process: L-glutamate transmembrane transport. Gene Ontology annotation, molecular function: glutamate:sodium symporter activity; L-glutamate transmembrane transporter activity; neutral L-amino acid transmembrane transporter activity. The transcript is spliced from 9 exons. Gene Ontology annotation, cellular component: plasma membrane. The coding region runs from base 240 to 1919 and encodes 559 amino acids. NCBI's taxonomy places the organism in Eukaryota, Metazoa, Chordata, Actinopteri, Istiophoriformes, Xiphiidae.